AUGUUAUCAGAUGAAAUGCUGUCAAUUAAAUAUCACUUUUAUGAACAAGAUAAAAAAACCUCAACUGUCGCCAUGACCUCAAAAGGCAAAUUGGCUACGCCUACUCUUGAAGUCAAGCAAAAAUGGCCCUUUGGAGAUUUUAACACGAAAUUAAAUGAUGAUGAUGAAAGUUAUCAAACUGACGGGAUGAACAAUGUAACAUCGAGAGAUAGUAAACAAUACAAAACAAACAAGAAUCAAAAUAAAAUUCUUGAACUCAGAAGUUUGCCUGAAGCAACACCACAUUUUCCUCAUCCCAUUUAUUUACAUCAUGAGACGAAAAGGUGCACUUGCGUGAAGCAUCUUUUUACAGGCAUGACAAGUACACCCGGUACUUGUAGAAGUCGAUCUAUAUGCACUAAAAGUAGCUUAGAUCAAUGCAGUAGAUGUAGUUCAACCUUAUGCACUCAAAACAUAAACCUCUGCGGUGGUACAGAAUUAGUAACUCAAAGUGAUGUGCACUUAUGUACUCAAAGUGGUUCAUGUUCUGAAAGUAAUUCACAAUUAUGUACACACAAAGAAUGCACGCGGGGUGAAACAUUUUACUCCACAGCAUUUUACGUUACGUACCAACCUUUCUUUAUUGGUAUAACUCAACCUUCUAAUGUAUUAUACUAUCAUCCCGAUGUAGUAAAUCAGAUGAAAUUACCAAAAAGAAAAAAACAUAGAAAAACAACUACACGUAAUAAUAAUGAUGACGAUUUAUAUUACGACGAUGAAAUAGAAAUUUUAAAAGGCCAAAUAGACGAAAACGAUAAAGAUAGCUAUGAAGAUUUUAUAGAUGACAAUAAGUCUAGAGAUCAGUCGCGCCACACCGGCAUAAUAUUAGAUACUAGUAAAAAAGGCGAGAAUAUAGGAACCCCCGAAAUUAAUAAAGAUAGAAAGGAUAAAAAAUUAAUGAUCAAAGAAAAGACUAUUUAUGAUAUACUGCAUGAUUUAAAAACUUAUUAUAGCGACUCCGUAAUUAAAGAUUGUUAUUGUUCAUUAAUGUCAUCUAGUUCUUUUGGAUAUUCAUUAGGGCUUUCUAAUUUUGUACUUGGUUUAUUCAUCUUACUCUUAUCUUGCUGUUUGAAUUAA
Diatraea saccharalis (sugarcane borer) is the source of this 1116-nucleotide messenger RNA. The record is from the annotation of a GenBank genome assembly. Lineage: Eukaryota; Metazoa; Arthropoda; Insecta; Lepidoptera; Crambidae.